Messenger RNA from Sciurus carolinensis (gray squirrel), 1659 nucleotides. RefSeq names its product cell wall protein RTB1-like. The coding region runs from base 1 to 1659 and encodes 552 amino acids. NCBI's taxonomy places the organism in Eukaryota, Metazoa, Chordata, Mammalia, Rodentia, Sciuridae. The transcript has a single exon. The record is from RefSeq and is a predicted model, not a curated record.
AUGGAACCAAGAGCUCAUCCACACCUUCAGCAGCAGUAUCUUCCCACCCAGGACCUCUCCACAGACACCAGAGCUCACCCACACCAUCAGCAGCAGUGUCUUCCCACCCAGGACCUCUCACAAACACCAGAGCUCACCCACACCAUCAGCAGCAGUAUCUUCCUACCCAGGACCUGUCCACAGACACCAGAGCUCACCCACACCGUCAGCAGCAGUGUCUUCCUACCCAGGACCUCUCCACACACACCAGAGCUCACCUACACCAUCAGCAGCAGUGUCUUCCCACCCAGGACCUGUCCACAGACACCAGAGCUCACCCACAUCAUCCGCAGCAGUGUCUUUCUAACCAGGACCUCUCCACGAACACCAGAGCUAACCCACACCAUCAGCAGCAGUAUCUUCCUACCCAGGACCUGUCCACAGACACCAGAGCUCACCCACACCGUCAGCAGCAGUGUCUUCCUACCCAGGACCUCUCCACACACACCAGAGCUCACCUACACCAUCAGCAGCAGUGUCUUCCUACCCAGUACCUGUCCACGGACACCAGAGCUCACCUACACCAUCAGCAGCAGUGUCUUCCCACCCAGGACCUGUCCACAGACACCAGAACUCACCUACACCAUCAGCAGCAGUGUCUUCCUACCCGGUACCUGUCCACGGACACCAGAGCUCACCCACACCAUCAGCAGCAGUGUCUUCCCACCCAGGACCUGUCCACAGACACCAGAGCUCACCCACACCAUCAGCAGCAGUGUCUUCCUACCCAGGACCUGUCCACACACACCAGAGCUCACCCACACCGUCAGCAGCAGUGUCUUCCUACCCAGGACCUGUCCACACACACCAGAGCUCACCCACACCGUCAGCAGCAGUGUCUUCCCACCCAGGACCUGUCCACAGACACCAGAGCUCACCCACACCAUCAGCAGCAGUGUCUUCCCACCCAGGACCUCUCCACAGACACCAGAGCUCACCCACACCAUCAGCAGCAGUGUCUUCCCACCCAGGACCUCUCCACAGACACCAGAGCUCACCCACACCGUCAGCAGCAGUGUCUUCCCACCCAGGACCUCUCCACAGACACCAGAGCUCACCCACACCGUCAGCAGCAGUGUCUUCCCACCCAGGACCUCUCCACAGACACCAGAGCUCACCCACACCGUCAGCAGCAGUGUCUUCCUACCCAGUACCUGUCCACACACACCAGAGCUCACCUACACCGUCAGCAGCAGUGUCUUCCCACCCAGGCUCUGUCCACAGACACCAGAGCUCACCCACACCGUCAGCAGCAGUGUCUUCCCACCCAGGACCUCUCCACAGACACCAGAGCUCACCCACACCGUCAGCAGCAGUGUCUUCCCACCCAGGACCUCUCCACAGACACCAGAGCUCACCCACACCGUCAGCAGCAGUGUCUUCCCACCCAGGACCUCUCCACAGACACCAGAGCUCACCCACACUGUCAGCAGCAGUGUCUUCCCACCCAAGACCUCUCCACGGACACCAGAGCUCACCCACACCGUCAGCAGCAGUGUCUUCCCACCCAAGACCUCUCCACGGACACCAGAACUCACCCACACCCGUCAGCAGCAGUGUCUUCGCUUGCCCUUCGUCUGCUCUCUGCCUGAGGAGUCCCCACAAUGUGGAAGAGUUUGA